Drosophila virilis is the source of this 1224-nucleotide messenger RNA. RefSeq names its product UPF0415 protein C7orf25 homolog. The record is from RefSeq and is a predicted model, not a curated record. NCBI's taxonomy places the organism in Eukaryota, Metazoa, Arthropoda, Insecta, Diptera, Drosophilidae.
GACCGAUAACAAUAAUAUUGAAUAUAAAAAAAAUUGCUCGCUUAAACUCAGCAGGUGGCAAUGGAGAUGGAGGACGCUCUGUAUGCAGAUGCCAAUGAUAAAAUAAGGCUAGGGGAGGAGCUUAAGAAAUCACUGGUCGAAUUCGAGCAAAUACCUGGGGUUUCAAAAGUGCAAAGGAAAAUCCAGCAGGAACUUAAAUUCUUGGAAAAGGUGAUACGUACCAAGACGUUAAAGGAGAAUCACAUAACUAGCAGCAACUUUGUCAAUUAUGAAUUCCUUAUUAAAACACUGCGCCUGCAGCAAGGAGUCGUCGAUAUAAACGCAGUCUUUCCGCUCGAAUCGCGUGACAGUCCGUUGCGUGUGGAUAUUGUUGCCAAUAACGGUCUAAAAUGGAUUAAGGUUAUAGCGCGCAACUCCAAGUCCAUCGAAGAUGCGGCAAAGGGCUGUGUCAGCUUUGGCGCCCGCAGCGUCCUGGAUCAAGCCAGCGAUUACUUGGAAGCCAGCGAGCUACACUUUUGCAUGUUCCAACGGCCCAAGGUAGUCUUCUACUUCUCCAACAAAAUAGAUAGCUCGUUGCACGAUGAGCUCAAAGAAAUGGGCGUGCAAACGGCAUCACUGGAAGAGCCCGACCUGGAUGUGGAUCAGUAUGCCACCAUAUCGAACGAACUCAAUUUGGAUGUGACAACAUUGUUGGCAUACGUCAGCGCUCUCACAAAUGGUGGCUGCAAUUUUGUGUUCAAGGAGCCUCUGUUGACCGAACAAGCCGAAAAGGAGCGCGAGUGUCCAGUUAAACCCAUACUUGAUAAAAUAUUUCAAGGCAAGCGACUGGUCUGUUGCCAAUUGGCCAACGAUGCAUUUCAAAAUAUUCUCAGUGUAUUGGGCGGGCCCAGUGAGCGGGCGCUUGCUAACGAGCUCAUGAAGCGGGUAACAGUGUAUCCGGAUGUGGAGACGAUACCCCCAGAGUUUUCCAAUUUACGCUUUACGGCCAACGUGAAUGAGCGUAGCUUAAAGAUAUUCAGCUUUGGCAUGGCACGUAAAAUAUUUACAGUUACGUCGAACAAGGCAUUUGUGCGGUCAGCAAAGAUGCAGGGCAUAAACGUGCCCGUUUUUGUGCAUGCAUCACGAGCACUCACCGAGGGUAAACAAGCUAAUGCUAAGGCGCUGUAGUGUUAUUUUUUCUUUAUACAAAUAUUGACCUAUUAUUAAAUCUUGUACUUAUACAAA